Molecule: messenger RNA, 1553 nt
Organism: Oenanthe melanoleuca
Lineage: Eukaryota; Metazoa; Chordata; Aves; Passeriformes; Muscicapidae
Gene: RAB25
Product: RAB25, member RAS oncogene family
Exons: 5
Coding region: 302-943 (213 amino acids)
Biological process (GO): exocytosis
Cellular component (GO): recycling endosome
Molecular function (GO): GTPase activity; GTP binding
Source: RefSeq, a predicted model, not a curated record
CCCCGUGACGGUCCCAGGGGUGACACUACCUGCCCAACCUGCGCUGCGACACCCGGUCCCACCCCUUGAGUCAACCGGCCGCGCUGCCGCCAGCUCGGCCUGUGUCGCCGCUGUCCCGGACCCCCGGCGCUCCCCGCACCCUUCUCUGCCGCUGGCUCCCCGGCAGAGGGGAGCUUCGGCGGCUCCGUCUCGUCGCUCGGCGCUCCGGGAGCCCGGCCCGCCCCGCCGCCUGUCGAGGCUCGGCAGCGGCGAGCAGGAAACGCAGGGCGGCCGUGCCAGGGCGGGCGGCAGCCGCGGCGACAUGGGCAGCGCCGAGGAGGACUAUAACUUUGUCUUCAAGGUCGUCCUGAUCGGGGAGUCUGGGGUGGGAAAAACAAACCUGCUGUCUCGUUUUACCCGCAAUGAGUUCAACCACGACAGCCGCACCACCAUCGGCGUGGAGUUCUCCACGCGCACGCUGCUGCUGGGGGACGCCGUGGUGAAGGCUCAGAUCUGGGACACGGCCGGCCUGGAGCGCUACCGCGCCAUCACCUCCGCGUACUACCGGGGGGCUGUGGGCGCCCUGGUCGUGUUUGAUAUCACCAAGCACCAGACGUACGAUGUGGUGGAUCGCUGGCUGAAGGAGCUCUACGACCACGCCGAGGCCAGCAUCGUUGUCAUGCUGGUGGGGAACAAGACCGACCUGGCACAGGCUCGAGAGGUGCCCAUGGAAGAGGCAAAAAUGUUUGCAGACAACAACGGGCUGCUGUUUGUCGAGACCUCGGCGCUGGACUCCACCAACGUUGAGGAGGCGUUUGAGACCAUCCUGAAGGAAAUCUUCCACAAAGUGCAGAAGCAGAAGCAGAGGAGCAGCCAAAGCAACACGGUGUCACUUGGCAGCGAGAGCCCUGCAAGCACAGCCCCAGCACAGGCAGAGAGGCGCCCGUGCUGCGUGGCCCUCUGAGCACCCCAGGAAACCCCCAGGGAGCCCCACAGCCCUGGGACACACCAGUGGCCACAGGCUGGUGUCACCCUGCCUGCACUGCCACCCCUGUCCUGGUGCAGCGGGGACCAGCAGCCUGGACAGGGGCCAAAUUCUGCCAUAAACAGUGAAAAGCACCAUUUCCAGGAGCUCUUCUCUGUUUUGUUUUUGCUGGGCCCUGAUUAGCAUCACCACUGUCACAUACUGUAUCAGCCCUCCUGGACCUGCAGGGCAAAAGGACCAGGACACCCCCCAGGCACCUCUGGGGAAGAAGCCAGGAGGUUCUGGGCAGGAUCAUGCCAGCAACAGGAGCCUCUCUGAUUUCUGCUGGCCCUGGGGAUGCUCCUGUGGGGCCACCCUGUGCCAUGCACUGAGGACAGGGCUGACCAGCCAGGGAGUUGAGCCAAGCCCCAGGGUGGGAAGUGGCAGCCCUCGGUCCUUGUCUGUCUCAUCCCUAGACAUCUGUCCAUCCCAGGCAGCAGGACCAAGCAGAGGUGUCUGCAUGGUGGGACAGGGCCAGUGCCAUGGGGCUGGGAGCAGCUCUGUGUCCAGCACGGGCGUGACACAAUCAUUAAAGGACUUGUGAAAUGCA